CGUACAAUUACCAUUUCCUUCUGUAGUACUUGGAGCCGAAAGCACCAGAAAGUGUUGUCACAUAUGAGCGACUUAUUACUUCGAUCAAACAUGGAAUAUAUAUUUAUACUGUCGUUGAUUGGCCUCCUAGGAGCACCAUCCAGUGGGCAGGACACCAAAGAAUGCGAGAUCGAGCCGGCGGACGUCGUGUUUGUCCUGGAUUCUUCCUACAGUAUCUGGCCACCAGACUUCUACAAAGAGGUCACAUUCAUGGAGAAGGUCAUUGAGACGUUCAACGUCGGCCCCGGACGUCAAGACACCCGUAUUGCGGCCCUGACGUUUGGACAUAGGGUCUGGCCAAAAUUUUACCUCAACACCUACUUUGACAAGACACGGAUGUUGCGGGCGGCUAAGGCUAUAACCUACGGCGAGGGACAGACGACCAACACAGGGGACGCCCUCGCCUUCGUGCGCAACAUCAUGCUCGAAAGACGGGCAGGUGCGCGAAAUAACACGACCAAAAUCGUCGUUGUCGUCACGGACGGGAUGUCCCAGAAAACCUGGUUCACCCAGGAAGUUGCCAAGACCCUCCAAGACGAAGGGGUUUUCCUGUUUGCCGUCAGUGUGGGCAUGCGUCUGGAUAACCGGGAACUAGCAGGCAUCGCAAGUGACCCUGACGACCAAUACUAUUUCAGCAUCGACAAGUACUCUGAGAUGUCCUAUAUCAAACGGACCAUGGAGCAGCGGAUAUGUGCGCAGAGGUCCCCCGAGAACAUCACAGAUACAACGGCAGAAUUCAAAGGAACGGAGGAAGUCCUCAUUCUAGACUGUGACGGGAAGGCCGCCGACAUUUAUUUCGUCAUUGACUCCUCCUACAGCAUAAAUUCGGAAAACUUCGCGAAGGAGAUGGAAUUUAUUCACAGUGUCGUCGACGUUCUUGACAUUGGGCCGAACAAAACGCGUGUCGGCGUUAUGACGUUUAGCGAUGACGUCGAGUUUCUUAUCCGAUUGGAGCACAAUUUGUCGAAACAAGAGCUUCUGAUGUUCUCAAAUAACGCAAAAUAUGUCGGUGGUGGCACGGAUACGGCGAACGCGUUACGUCGAUUACGUGAGGAGGGAUUUUACGGGAAUACCGUACAGGAACGUGAUAUCGUUGCGAGAAUAGCUAUAAUUCUUACAGACGGUCUAUCUGUAUCACCGGAAUCUACGGCGACGGAGGCUAACAUGCUAAGAAAGGUCGGUGUUCAAAUUUUCUCCAUCGGGAUCGGUGAAGGUAUAGACAAAAAGGAGCUUAUCGACAUCGCCAGCAAGCCAACUGACAAGUACGUCCUACACGUGGAUGAUUUUGGCGCGCUGAUGAACAUCCGUCUCAAGCUGGCCGCCCGAUCGUGCACCGUUGAGCCAACCAAUGGGAAACCGUUCGCUGGGGACCAGGCUGUAUGCCACCCGAUGAAGGACACAGACUUACUGUUUGUAUAUGACGCGCUAGAAUUGGGCAGUUGGCGAUCCCAGGCCAUCUCUCAGUUCGUCGAGAAGAGUCUUGCUUCCUUCAACCUCGUCACAGACCGCUUCCGUGUAGGCAGGGAGAUCGAAAACUGUCCGCGAGGUAACAUACCGCUAGGUGGCGCAAUGCACCCAUCAGAUUUUGGAGCUGUUCACUUUUCGUCGUUUACGGACUUAUUGAACAAGGUUCACCGAAUGAAAUUCUCGAGAGAAAAUGGCGGGAGAGAAAACACGACAAAAAUGGUGGUGUUGUUUGUUGACUCCUCGCAGAGAAUGAAUUAUGAAACAUUUUUGGCAGCCAGAAACAUCAAAAACAGUGUGGAUUACUUCUUUUUGGUGUCAGUCGGCAAGGGUAUGUACAAUAGACAGUUCGAGGAGUUAUCGGGCAGUGGGUAUACAUUGAAAACAGAAUACGAUGCCUUAGCAGACCAGUCGAACAUUCUCAUGACAUCUGUCUGUGACUUUUUCUUCACUAGUUCAUUUGAUCAAUUUGACUUUGGAUUUUAACAUAACCGGUGCCUUAUGAAUAGUAGUCACUAGCUAGAACAUCACUAAUAUGUGAUUAUAUGGGAUAAAUGUUUUAUAGAUGUAUGUACAAGGUAGGUUCAAUAAGUUAUGACCUAUUUACAACAUGGUCACUUUUCAAGGUUCAAAUUUGAAUGAAAAAUGCGGGUCAAAAAGGCUUACUUCCAAAAAACAACUAGCACAAUAAAGGCCCAGUACCAUAAAGGCCCAGUACCAUAAAGACCCAGUACCAUAAAGACCCAGUACCAUAAAGGCCCAGUACCAUAAAGACCCAGUACCAUAAAGACCCAGUACCAUAAAGGCCCAGUACCAUAAAGGCCCAGUACCAUAAAGGCCCAGUACCAUAAAGACCCAGUACCAUAAAGGCCCAGUACCAUAAAGGCCCAGUACCAUAAAGGCCCAGUACCAUAAAGACCCAGUACCAUAUAAAGGCCCAGUACAAUAAAGACCCAGUACCAUAAAGGUCCAAUAUAAAAAUAAAUACAUUUGUGUAUUUGUCUGAGGUUUAACGUUCAUUUCUGUGGAAAAAUAUAACAUUCAAAAAUAUAAUAAGUGUGGUUACUUUUUGUUUAAAACAUCGACCCUAGUUAAAAUAGCAAACUUUCAAUAGUUCAAUACUACACAGGUUUAACAGGACACUGUACAAAAAUACAAUAUAAAAUGUAAACGUAUAACUAAGUAUUGUAAUUGCAUUGUACAAGUAGUAUUAAUGAACUAAUUACAAUAAAUCAACAUUUUUCAAUCGUUUUCGUGCAUAAACUAUACAUGUUCAUACUGUACCUUUCGGAUACUUGGCUUUUUCACCCAUAAUGAAUGUAAUUGUUUGAACGUUAGUGCGUUUAUGCGUUAGUUGUAUUCCCACGUUGUUUGUAUGUACUUUUGUCCUAAAUAUAUUUUGAUAUCACAUGUAAUGGGAUAAGAACUAACUUAGAAUUAGUCACUCCCAUGUUGCGAAUGCCCUGUUUAUCCACGUUUUGUAAUUUUAUGUUAGAAUGUUUUAUAGGCUGUAUUUCAAUGCAAGGGAGGGAAUCUCCCAAUGUUUCCAGGAUAGUGCUAACAGUGGAGAGGCCCUUCCAUUCGCUGAACGCAUCUUCUCGAAUACGUCCCUUAUAACAAUAUUAAGAUUACAACACUAUUUUAAUUUAGUAUAAUUUGUGUAAUAUUAUUAAUCUAAAAUGAUACUUACUGAAAUAAGAUGUUUAAAUAUGUUAGGUUUACGAGGAACUGAGGCCAGGGGUCAUUUCGCGAACACACGCAAAGCCCCUUAUGCUUAGCUCACUAUCUUUUAUUUGGUAUUAUAUAUAUGUUAUUCUCAUUUUGAAAAAAGCUCUUAGAACUUUUACUGGAGUUUUCUAUAUGAUCACACGAUAAAAUAUUGUAUUUCUUGUAAAUUAAAGUUUAAAAAAGUUAUUUGGCUAAAUGAAAAAAGAUUCUUGUUCCGUUUAAAAUGUUUUUCGAGAAAUUUAUAUCAGAGAUAAAAAUAUGUAUUGGUUUGCUCUUAGUUUAUUUAAUAAAAUAGUAUACUCAG
This is a messenger RNA of Mya arenaria, 3535 nucleotides long. Its product is annotated as collagen alpha-4(VI) chain-like. The record is from RefSeq and is a predicted model, not a curated record. The coding region runs from base 64 to 1989 and encodes 641 amino acids. The transcript has 9 exons. Lineage: Eukaryota; Metazoa; Mollusca; Bivalvia; Myida; Myidae.